CAUUUCAGGCUGAGAGUAUGUAGCAGCUCAGAGUCAUUAGAACUCAGUUACACUAUGAAGGCUCCACUCCUCCUACUGCUCAUUGCUGGGGUCUCUGGGGUGUAUUGCAGUCACUCUCUCCAGUAUUAUCACACAACAGUCUCAGCUCCAGGACAUGGGGUGCCGGAGUUUUCUACAGCUGGAUAUCUGGAUGGGAUACAGAUUGAUUAUUACAGCAGUGAUACCGGCCGUGCUGUUCCUGUGACUCAGUGGAUGAAGAAAGUGGGAGCUGAAUACUGGGAGAGAAAUACACAGAUCUGCAAAAACUCAGAGGCUGCAUUCAAACACAAUGUAAAGACAUUAAUGCAACGCUUCAACCAGACAGGAGGUUAUCACUCUGUCCAGUGGAUGUUCGGCUGUGAGCUGAGAGAUGAUGGCAGUAUCAGGGGAUAUAUGCAGGACGCAUUUGACGGGAAAGAUUUCAUGGCUCUGGAUACCGAGCGCUGGGUUUAUUAUCCAAUUGCAGACCAGGCUCUGAUCACCACACAGAAAUGGAACAGCCUGGAGGAGAGACAGGGGGAGAGAGACAAGUACUACCUGGAGACCACCUGCAUUGAAUGGCUGAAGAAACACCUUGAGAAUGGCAAGGAUGAGCUAGACAGGAGAGUUCCCCCAGAGGUGAAGGUUUCAGAUCAGAAAGCAGACGGAACCACAAAGCUUCUCUGCCAGGUGUACGGGUUUUACCCCCGGGACGUGGAUGUGAAUUGGAAGAAAGAUGGCAUUGAGGUUCCCUCGGAUGAAGCCAAACAGGUUCUUCCCAAUACUGAUGGCACUUACCAGAUCACAGUCACCGUGGAAGUACUGCCAGAGGGCACAGGUGAUUAUACCUGCCACAUCGACCACAUCAGCUUGGACAAAACACUUAUUGUUGAGUGGGAGCCGAAGUCAAACCCAAUCCCCUCGAUAGUGAUUGGUGUCAUUAUCGUUCUUGGAGUGAUUGCUGCCGGAUUUGUUAUAUGGAAAAAGCGUUCAGCUUAUUGUAUCGGUAACGGACCAAACAGAUCAUCGUGUCAGAAUAUGUUGCUAUAA
Messenger RNA from Pelobates fuscus (common spadefoot toad), 1068 nucleotides. Its product is annotated as class I histocompatibility antigen, F10 alpha chain-like. Gene Ontology annotation, biological process: immune response. Lineage: Eukaryota; Metazoa; Chordata; Amphibia; Anura; Pelobatidae. The coding region runs from base 55 to 1068 and encodes 337 amino acids. The transcript has 5 exons. Gene Ontology annotation, cellular component: external side of plasma membrane. The record is from RefSeq and is a predicted model, not a curated record.